AUGGGUGGGGAUGCAUUUUGGGUUACAACUAAAUCAUCACCAGCCGAUAACGUUGAACCGGAGCUUGUAGCCAUCACGUAUGAUCUAGGUCGUCGUCGAUGUCGACAUCGGGAUCCAUUGAGAUCAUUAUGGAUAUCGUUGAAUAGAUACGAUAAUCCUGAAAUGGAACAAGCAUUGACCCGAAUGAUUUAUUCAGAGAAGAAGAACAACAAUCAAUCCUAUCCGCUUUAUUUUCAGCGCCUUUUUUCUCAUCUCUAA
Messenger RNA from Loa loa (African eye worm), 258 nucleotides. RefSeq lists its product as hypothetical. NCBI's taxonomy places the organism in Eukaryota, Metazoa, Nematoda, Chromadorea, Rhabditida, Onchocercidae. The transcript has a single exon. Bases 1 to 258 code for a protein of 85 amino acids. The record is from RefSeq and is a predicted model, not a curated record.